UCCGAGUGCUGCGGCAGAGUGGGUGUGUGCAGGCAGGGCUGUAUAUCCAGUCUGACGGAGGGCGUGUCGGCUCACACACCAGAGCGGAGCCCAGGGAAGGAGCACUGAGAAGCCAGCGGCACAGGGACGCAUGGCAAGGGGCACUUCUUGAGAUUAAACCCAGAGCUCCAGUUGUUACUGCUGUCUUGUCCCAAGUGCAGUCUAGUGAAGUUGAGCCCCCCCAAUUCUAUUUGCCACCAUGCUUCACUCCCCGCUGAAAACAGCUCUGGCUUAUGAGUGUUUCCAAGACCAGGCUAGUUCCACCCUGGCCUUACCCUCGGAUCACAAGCUGAAAACUAAGGGCACUGGAAAACAGAGGGUCCAGGAGCAGGUGAUGAUGACAGUGAAGCGUCAGAAGCAAAAGUCCUUGUCUUCGAGCAUGAGCCACUCCAACCGAGGUUCCAUGUAUGAGGGUCUGGCUGAUGGCUAUGCUUAUGGGACAGGCCGGGGCAGCUAUUAUGCCAAAAACCAGACAGGAAACGGCACCUGGGGAUAUCCGUUGUACAAUGGGACCCUUAAAAGGGACACAGAGAAUAAACGCUACAGCUCUUACAGCCAAAUGGAAGGCUGGGGCAGCAAGAACUACAACAAAAUCUGCAACACCCCCAGGGCCGGCAGUGACUACUGCUUUGUUCAGAACAUGAAGACCAGCCGAAGCGAGCCUGACCUCUGCUGUGAGCCAUCCCGGGGCACCCUUAAGAGAAAUCAGGGAAACCAGGCAGGGCACAAAGUGACCCUGAAUCGCCAAAGCAUCUACAGCAGCUAUAGCACUCAGCAAGGGACUACUAGGACAAAUAAAAAAAUGGCAGCACGUGCUCUCUCCUGUCCUUCAAGCAAUAAGCAGGAGGUGGUAUAUGCUGAGCCUAGGAUGAGCGGCAAGCAGGAGAUGGCAUACACACGGUCUCAGUCCAGCUCCAAAAUAUGCAGUGAUGAGCCAGACUAUGGUACCAUGACCAUCCAGAAAGCUAUACAGUUCCUGUGCUCCUCAGAUGAGAAACAUCAAGCCAUGGGUGCUUACUACCUCCAGCACACCUGCUUCCAGGAUGAAUCUGCCAAGCAAGAGGUCUACCGGCUGGGUGGCAUUGCCAAGCUGGUCGAACUCCUCCGCAGCACAAACCAGAAUGUCCAGCAGGCUUCAGCCGGGGCUCUUAGAAACAUAGUCUUCAGAAAUCCCAUCAACAAGAUAGAAACCCGACGGCAGAAUGGAAUCAGGGAGAGUGUGAGCCUUCUGAGGAGAACUGGGAACACUGAAACACAGAAGCAGCUGACAGGGCUGCUAUGGAACUUGUCCUCCACGGAUGAACUGAAAGAAGAGUUGAUACAGGAAGCCCUCCCUGUCUUGACAGAUUGUGUUAUUGUUCCUUUCUCUGGCUGGUCUGAUGGCACCAGUAAUAGGACAAGAGAAAUUAUUGACCCAGAGGUAUUCUUCAAUGCCACAGGCUGUUUGAGGAACCUGAGUUCUGCAGACAUGGGACGCCAGACCAUGAGAAACUACCCUGGCCUGGUUGAUUCAGUCAUGACUUAUGCCCAGAACUGUGUGGCUGCUAACCGACCUGAUGAUAAGUCUGUGGAGAACUGCCUCUGCAUCCUGCACAAUCUCUCCUACCGCCUGGAUGCCGAGGUGCCCAAUAAAUACACCCAACUCAACCACAUGGCCCGGAAUGCCUCCAUGGACCGAACUCUCACAGGCUGCUUCAACAGCAGAGGAGGAAAACUGGAGGAAGAUGAGUAUAAUGUCCCUCUGCCUGAGGAGGAUUACAAACCCAGAGGAGCCAACUGGCUUUACCAUUCUGAUGCCAUCCGCACAUACCUGUCCCUGAUGGACAAGAGCAAGAAAGACUCCACCCUGGAAGCUUGUGCAGGAGCUCUGCAGAACCUCACUGCAAGCAGGGGACUGAUGUCUAAUGCAAUGAGCCAGGUGAUUGGUUUGAAGGAAAAGGGAUUGCCUCGUAUAGCACGGCUUCUCCAAUCCAGCAGCUCUGAAGUUGUCCGAUCUGGGACUUCCUUGCUGAGCAACAUGUCCCGACAUCCUGUUCUCCAUAAAACCAUGGCUCACCAGGUGCUUCCAGAUGUGUCGCGUCUCCUGUCCUUCCAGAGUGCAAACACCAACACCUAUGGAGAGAUCAUGUCAUCAGCUUGCUACACUCUGAGGAACCUCAUCAUGUCCAACCCACACCUGGGCAAAUCCUACUUGACAAGCAACGUGAUAAAUAAUGUAUUAAGCCUCUGCCGAAAUGGCUCCUGCCCAAAAGCCGCUGAGGCUGCUCGUCUCCUACUGAGUGACCUUUGGUCAAAUAGGGAGCUGCAGAGUGUGCUCAAACAGCAAGGAUUUGAUAAGAACAUGAUGGGAUCCUUAGCUUCGACCACUUUCAGGACCCUGUCCUCCAGAUUUUAGAGACUUCCAGCAGAAGAUGAAGCUGCAGGGUUUGUCAUUGGUUCAUGUCUGGGAAGAUCCAAUCCACGAGGGAUUAGGCAGGACAUUAAAGAUAUACAGUGUUUCUAGAGUUAAGCUCACCUGUAAAGAUAAUCAAGUACAACAAUUUUAUGUGGACGAUACUGAUAUUUUAAAGCAUUUUCUUCAUUUCUUAGAGGGGGUGGGGUGGGGAGGGGAGUUUUCAGUU
Messenger RNA from Gavialis gangeticus (Gharial), 2660 nucleotides. RefSeq names its product plakophilin 1 (gene PKP1). The record is from RefSeq and is a predicted model, not a curated record. Lineage: Eukaryota; Metazoa; Chordata; Crocodylia; Gavialidae. Gene Ontology annotation, molecular function: cadherin binding. The coding region runs from base 239 to 2434 and encodes 731 amino acids. Gene Ontology annotation, cellular component: plasma membrane; nucleus; cytoplasm. Gene Ontology annotation, biological process: intermediate filament bundle assembly; cell-cell junction assembly; cell-cell adhesion. The transcript has 14 exons.